GAGUUUGGGUGACACCUCGACACAUUAUCGUCAAUUCUACAACAGUGGAAUUGUAUUGGAGUCCGCCGGAAACGCCCAAUGGCCUCAUUUCUCAAUACCGGUUGAGUCGUAAUGGAACCUUCGUCUUCCUGGGUGGCCAGGAGAAACAGCACUUCACUGAUCAAAACCUGGAGCCUGACAGCAGGUACAUUUACAAGUUGGAAGCCACAACUGGAGGUGGCAGCAGUUCUAGUGAUGAAUACAUUAUACAAACACCUAUACUGACACCAAAAGAAAUCCAGCCUCCAUAUAAUAUCACAGUCAUUGGGCCAUAUUCCAUAUUUGUAGCUUGGACCCCACCAGGGACCCUCAUCCCCCAAAUGCCUGUGGAGUACAAUGUCUUACUCAAUGCUGGAAGUAUAGCACCUCUCAUCUAUUCUGUCGGUCAUCGUCUGUCCACCCUUCUGGAAAAUUUGGCUUCAUUCACACAGUAUGAAAUAAGGAUACAAGCAUGUCAAAAUGGAAGUUGUGGAGUUAGCCGUAGGACAUUUGUGAAAACAUCUGAAACGGCCCCGAUGGAUCUAAAACCCCCCAUUCUUAGGGCGCUGGGGGCAGCUUGCAUAGAGGUUACCUGGAUGCCACCUGAAAAACCAAAUGGCAUCAUCACCAACUACUUUGUUCACAGACGUUCUUCCGGCCUUGAAGAGGAGACCCUCGUGUUUGUCUGGGCAGAAGGUGCCCUUGGAUUUACUGAUGAUGCUGCAGAUGCUCUGAGACCUUUCACGUUCUAUGAGUAUCACGUCAGAGCCCAUAACUCCAGGGGCUCAGUGGAGAGUCUGUGGUCAACAGUGCGGACUCUGGAAGCCCCGCCCCAAGACUUGCCAGCGCCCUGGGCUCAAGCCACUGGUGCCCAUUCAGUUCUGCUGAGCUGGACGAAGCCAGACUUUCCCAAUGGCGUCAUCUCCCAGUACCGCGUGGUCUACCGAGAGAGAGCCGACGAUCCGACAUUCACCCUCCCAACCGUGCAUGCGUUCACAGUAAUGGGAACAAGGCAGGAGGCCCACCUCUUCGGGUUAGAACCAUUCACAACGUAUCACAUUGGUGUUGUGGCCACAAACCAGGCAGGAGAAGUUUCCAGCCCCUGGACUCUUGUGCAAACCCUAGAAUCGUCUCCAAGUGGGCUGAGCAACUUUACGGUAGAACAGAAGGAGGGCGGCCGGGCCUUGUUCCUGCGGUGGGCGGAGCCUGUGCGAACCAACGGUGUGAUUCAGACAUACAACAUCUUCAGUGAUGGUACCCUAGAGUACACUGGCCUGAGUCGCCAGUUUCUCUUCCGACGCCUGGACCCUUUCACCGUCUACACGCUGACCCUGGAGGCCUGCACCGGGGCCGGCUGUGCCCGCUCCGCACCCCAGCCUGUGCAGACAGAUGAAGCCCCACCCCGCUCUCAGGCGGCUCCUGAAGUCCGGUCUGUGGGGUCCACCAGCAUUGAGCUGAGCUGGUCUGGGCCUGUUAACCCAAAUGGAAAGAUAAUUCGCUACGAAGUGAUUCGCAGAUGCUUCGAGGGAGAAGCUUGGGGCAAUCAGACCGUCCAGGCCAAUGAGAAAACUGUGUUCACGGAACAUAAUACUGAAGGGAAUGCAUUUAUGUGCAAUGACACUGGUUUGCAGCCAUGGACUCAGUGUGGAUAUAAAAUCCACGCGUGGAAUUCAGCAGGCCACACCUGUAGCUCGUGGACUGUGAUCAGGACGAUGCCAGCGCCUCCGGAAGGCCUCUCUCCCCCUGAGAUAACAUACGUAUCUGUGAACCCCCCAAAACUGAUGAUUUCCUGGGUCCCACCCCAACAGUGUAAUGGUCUUAUCCAGUCCUACAGGCUUCAAAGGAACGGGAGGCUCUAUCCUUUCAGCUUCGAUGCUGUGACUUUCAAUUACACCGACGGAGAGCUGCUUCCUUUUUCCACGUACAGCUACACGGUCACCGCCUGCACGAGUGGAGGCUGCUCUUCCAGCAGCCCAACCAGCAUCACAACUCAUGAGGCUGCUCCGGCAGGGGUCAGCCCUCCAGACCUUCAGGCUGUCAGUGCCACUCAGAUACACGUCACUUGGUCACCACCAUCGAUUCACAAUGGAAAGCUCACUAAGUAUUUACUCAGGUGUGAUGGUCAGGAGUACCUUGCUGGGCAGAGCCUGUCCCUUUUGGUCCCCCACCUGCAGCCUUAUACUCAGUACAUUUUCUCCCUGGUCGCCUGCACAGAGGGAGGUUGCACAGCUAGUGUGUCAAAAUCUGCCUGGACGAUGGAGGCCCCCCCACGGGACAUGGACCCUCCAACAUUGCAAGUCACAGGCUCGGAAUCCAUAGAAAUCACCUGGAAACCUCCAAGAAAGCCAAAUGGCCGGAUCAGAAGUUAUGAACUUAGGAGGGAUGGGACCAUUGUGUAUACUGGCCUGGAAACUCACUAUCAUGACUUUACUCUCAUCCCGGGUGUGGAGUACGGCUACACAGUGACUGCCAACAACAGCCAAGGGGGUAUAUUGAGCCCACUCGCCAGAGAUCGAACGAGCACCUCGGCACCUUCGGGAAUGGAGCCCCCAAAACUGCAGGCCAGGGGUCCUCAGGAGAUCGCAGUGAACUGGGACCCUCCAGUGAGGACAAAUGGCCAUAUCAUCAACUAUACUCUCUUCAUCUGUGAGCUGUUUGAGAGAGAAACCAAAAUCAUCCCCAUAAAUGCAACCCAUGAUUCUUUCGGCACACGGGCAUUCGUGGUGAACCAGCUGACGCCAUUUCACAGUCAGGAUCUCAGCAGGAGACAGAUGGCGUACUCAGAGGGCCAUUGGACAGAAUUUAACGUCUGGGCGGUGAAUUCAGCAGGUAAAGCUGCCAGUAGCUGGACCAGGUGUAGAACUGGGCCCGCCCCCCCGGAAGGGCUCAAGCCCCCCGAGUUCCAUGCUGUCUCUUCCACCCAAGCAGUGGUCAACAUCAGCACCCCUGGGACGCCCAAUGGGAUCAUCAGCCUGUACAGGCUGUUCUCCAACACCACCAGCGGGGCGGAGGCGGUGCUGUCGGAAGGCAGGGCCACGCAGCAGACACUUCACGGCCUGCAGCCCUUCACUACCUACCUGGUCGGGGUGGAGGCCUGCACCUGCUUCAACUGCUGCAGGAAAGGGCCCACGGCAGAGCUCAGGACCCAUCCGGCCCCACCCUCGGGACAGGGCUCUCCCCACAUCCAGACGCUGGCGUCGAGGACAGCCUCCUUCCAGUGGAGUCCCCCGCUCUUUCCCAAUGGUGUCAUCCAAAGCCAGCCGGAGACCAAGUACAUGGGGCCGGGGACCCGAGCCAGCCUGGGGGGGCUGCAGCCUUACACCACCUACCGGCUCAGAGUGGUGGCUCACAACGAGGUGGGCAGCACAGCGUCUGAGUGGUUCAGCUUCACCACCCAACAGGAAUUGCCUCAGUACAGAGGUCCCUUUUCGGUGGUCGGCAACCUGUCGAUGCUGUGUGUCAACUGGAGCAGCUCUUUCUCUCUGAACGGCCCUCUGAAGGAGUUCGUGCUCACCGACGGAGGCCAGCGCAUGUACAGCGGCGUGGACACCACCCUCUACAUACCCAGGACAGCGGACAGAAGCCUGGUCCUGACAACUCCUGGAGAAAAGAAGGGAUCUGGGAGCAAAAACACGGAGUUCUACAGCGAACUGUGGUUCAUAGUGUUAAUGGCCAUUCUGGGCUUGAUCUUGCUGGCGAUUUUUCUCUCCCUGAUACUACAAAGAAAAAUCCACAAAGAGCCGUAUAUCAGAGAGAGGCCGCCCUUAGUACCUCUGCAGAAGAGGAUGUCUCCACUGAGCGUCUACCCACCUGGGGAGACCCACAUGGCUUCAUGGAAGCUUCCUUUCAUAGGCAUGACCGAUUAA
Molecule: messenger RNA, 3884 nt
Organism: Hipposideros armiger (great roundleaf bat)
Lineage: Eukaryota; Metazoa; Chordata; Mammalia; Chiroptera; Hipposideridae
Product: usherin-like
Exons: 14
Molecular function (GO): protein binding
Source: RefSeq, a predicted model, not a curated record